GUCCUGGUGGAUAUGGAGGAAGGUGUGGUCAAUGAGAUCCUGCAGGGCCCAUUGAGGGAGGUGUUUGACAGCGCUCAGCUCCUCACAGACGUGUCGGGUUCAGGCAACAACUGGGCAGUUGGAUACUUGACGUACGGCGCGGCCUACAGGCAGUCAAUAGUGGAUAAGCUGAGGAGGGCGUCAGAACAGUGCGACUGCCUACAGUGCUUCUUUCUUAUUCAUUCUAUGGGUGGAGGUACUGGCUCGGGCCUGGGGACAAGAGUUCUCAGCCUACUGGAAGAAGAGUUCCCUGAUGUGUGUCGCAUUGUCACGUCCAUGUAUCCGUCGGUGGAGGAUGAUGUCGUCACAUCUCCGUAUAACAGCGUCCUUGCCAUGAGAGAACUAACAGAGCACGCUGACUGUGUCCUGCCUGUUGAAAACCAGUCUUUAAUGGACAUUGUGAACAACAUAAAUCUUAUGUCUCAUGGAGGAAAUCCAAGCUCAGUGGUCAAGAGAGACAGCACUGUCACUUCUGGACAGGGUGGGCUCAGCAGAGCAGAAAAGCCCUUUGAUGCCAUGAAUAAUAUUGUGGCCAAACUGUUGCUCAAUAUUACCAGCUCUGCACGUUUUGAGGGUUCUCUCAACAUGGAUCUGAAUGAGAUUGCCAUGAAUAUGGUUCCUUUCCCUCGUUUGCACUACCUAGUGCCCAGCCUCACCCCGCUGUACACACUGGCUGACGUCAACAUCCCCACCAGAAGAUUGGAUCAGAUGUUCAGCGACGCCUUCAGUAAAGACCACCAGCUGAUCCGAGCCAAUCCAAAACACAACCUCUAUUUGGCUUGUGCGCUUAUGUUGAGGGGCAAUGUGCAGGUCUCUGAUCUCCGCAGGAACAUCGAAAGGUUGAGGCCAUCACUGCCAUUUGUCUCAUGGAAUCAAGAGGGCUGGAAGACAGGACUGUGUUCUGUGCCUCCUGUAGGACACACUCACUCCCUGUUAGCUCUGGCCAACAACACCUGUGUGAAGUCCACAUUCAUGGAGCUGAGAGACCGCUUUACCAAGCUCUACAAGAAGAAGGCUCACUUACAUCACUACCUGCAUGUAGAUGGGAUGGAGCAGAGUUUCUUCACAGAAGCUGUUUCUUCCCUCAAUGCUCUGAUUGAAGAGUAUCAUCAUCUGGAUACUACCAAAGCCAAUUGGACCCCUGAUGCUCCAAGACUCUGCAUCGCCUGA
Molecule: messenger RNA, 1209 nt
Organism: Nematolebias whitei (Rio pearlfish)
Lineage: Eukaryota; Metazoa; Chordata; Actinopteri; Cyprinodontiformes; Rivulidae
Gene: tube1
Product: tubulin, epsilon 1
Exons: 8
Coding region: 13-1209 (398 amino acids)
Biological process (GO): mitotic cell cycle; microtubule cytoskeleton organization
Cellular component (GO): microtubule; cytoplasm
Molecular function (GO): structural constituent of cytoskeleton; GTP binding
Source: RefSeq, a predicted model, not a curated record